CUUAUUAUAAAUUAUUAUUAUCGCCUUGAACUUGGAUAUUCAAAAUUCAGUCUAUUUGGUAUGGUGGGUUGCAUUACAUCAAACGAAUCUGUAAUAUCUUUUAAUCAAUCACUGGUUAUAAAUGGAUACUGAUAAGUUAAAUUAAAAAUUUGCCAGCACGUUGAUUGGUCGAUGAUUACGUCAGCUUCGAUUGUCUAUUUAUAACGACGGGCGCUUGCGCCUCUCCAAUAUCGUCCAUUCUAUUUCCCACCAGCCAAAUGAUGUUGACUUGUUUUGUUUACGAAACAGUGAGAUAUAUUUGUAUUAUGUAAAAACAGAGGAUUACUUACAAGAAUACAAUAACAAUUAGUGGAACUCGUUAGAUAAAUAUCAAUAUGUCCAUAUAACUAAGUAUGAAGCUACACUGAUUCUGAGAACUAAAUAGUUAGCAAUGGGUGCAUUUUUAGAGAAACCAAAGACAGAUAAAACCCUGGAACAUGGGGAAGGCAAUGGGCUACGCUAUGGGGUGGCCAGCAUGCAAGGUUGGAGGGUUAAUAUGGAGGAUGCUCAUAUGGCCAAGACAAAUUUAGGAGGCACCUUGGCAGAUUGGUCAUACUUUGCAGUAUUUGAUGGGCAUGCAGGGGCACGUGUAUCUGCCCACUGUGCUGAAAACCUGCUUGAUGCCAUUGUAGCUGGUGAAUUUCAGGAAGACGUUAUCAAAGGCAUUCAUAACGGAUUUUUGAAAUUGGAUAAUAACAUGAGGGAACUUCUUGAAGUCUCUUCUGAUAAAAGCGGUACUACAGCUGUAUGCGCUUUCGUUUCGCCUCGGCAAAUUUUCAUAGCGAAUUGUGGCGAUUCCAGAGCGGUGUUGAGCCGUUCAGGUAAUCCAGUUUUCACCACUCAGGAUCAUAAACCGAAUUUACCGCUUGAAAGGGCUCGGAUUAUGGAUGCAGGCGGGUCGGUGCUAAUACAGAGAGUAAAUGGAACUCUGGCUGUUAGUAGGGCAUUAGGGGACUAUGUCUAUAAAAAUGUGAAAGGCAGAGGCCCUUGCGAGCAAUUGGUAUCACCGGAACCGGAGAUUUUCGAGAUCAAUCGCGAUGAAGAGGAAUAUGAGUUCAUGGUACUGGCAUGUGACGGUAUCUGGGAUGUCAUUUCCAAUAAGCAAUUGUGCCAGUACAUACACUCGCGCUUAAUGGUCACGGAUAAUCUUGAAGAGGUGACCAGUGAUGUCAUAGACACCUGUCUGUAUAAGGGAAGUCGAGAUAACAUGAGCAUUGUCCUAGUAGUAUUCCCAGGAGCACCGAAGCCCACCCCUGAAGCCAUCCAAGCAAACAAGGAGCUCGAGGCUAACGUGGAGAGGCGAAUGAAAGAAAUUAUCGACGAUGUUGAGUAUAGGUGUCGAUUAACAAAUUUCGUGACAAUCAUGGAGCAACUCAGCAGCGAAUUCGAUCCUGAUCUUAUCCAAGAAAAAUCGUUAUUUAUUCAUAGGACUUUCAAAGAGCUUUGUCGAGAACAUUCUGACAGCGAUUUGGAUGCAUAGAGGUAUUAUUUCAUUUUCUCUCUUUUUUGUCUCUCGUAAAGCAGACGUUUCCGUACAGCAGAGUAGUCAGCAGCGUUUACAUUUUUAAAUGUACAUUUCCUCUCGAGGCUUUCCCUUUCUGUCGUUCAUUCAUUAUUAUUAUUAUUGUUGUUUUAUGUUCAUAACCGAUGUAGAUUUUUUCGUGUCAUCUCAUGUUUUAUUGUCUGUCUCCUCAAAUGGUGUAAUUUCGCUGGCGAUGUUUGUUGUAUGUUUAAAACAUAAAUGUUUGUAAAUUCGGUAAAAAAGAAAUGUGCUAUUGUUUCCAAGUCAUCUCGCAUUUCCUUUUUUAUUUCUUCGAUUUUUUUUAUUAUUUCAAUGUACAAAAUAUGUUUAAGUACAAGAGGCGAAUUGCCGUUCAUCGGGCGUGCAAUGGCAUUCUAUUUUUCAAAAUAUCAUGUAUAGUUGUAACUAUUUGUAAUGUAAAAUAGAAUAUAAACAAGAUCACCUUAUAAAAUAAAUCGAGCUAAAGUUUACAAAUGAAAAACAAACAUUUUACUCAUUAUUUUGCUGAGCAUCCCUCUCUGUUCAUUUCUAAGCUAAUAUCUUCAAAUCUU
Messenger RNA from Nicrophorus vespilloides, 2112 nucleotides. It is a transcript of the gene alph, whose product is annotated as protein phosphatase 1A. The transcript is spliced from 10 exons. The coding region runs from base 431 to 1519 and encodes 362 amino acids. Gene Ontology annotation, molecular function: manganese ion binding; protein serine/threonine phosphatase activity; magnesium ion binding. Lineage: Eukaryota; Metazoa; Arthropoda; Insecta; Coleoptera; Silphidae. Gene Ontology annotation, cellular component: nucleus; cytosol. The record is from RefSeq and is a predicted model, not a curated record. Gene Ontology annotation, biological process: negative regulation of stress-activated MAPK cascade; protein dephosphorylation.